UUUUUGCUAUUCUGGUUCCCCCUUUCCCCAUUUUCAUUUCGGUUCAUCUUCCUCGGGUGGACUCCAGGCAACACGACGCUCUCGCCUGGUCCAGUCGUCGCUUCCGGCGGUGGGGCGAUUCGUCGCUCUCCUGCUGCGGCGGCUUGUCGCUCCUGGGCGCGGUGACUCUUUGGCCUCCUGCACGGCCACUCCUUGCUGUUCCGUGCGCGUAGACAUCCUGCUCGUCUCCGGCGUCGAUUUCUGUUGGUGCUCGCGGCUGCGACUCAGCGUCAUCCCUCGGUUUCCGUCUCGGCGUUUUUCGCAUCAUCCCAGUUGUGUGGAUUCGCAGCUUCUCAUCUUCGUCAGCCAGCUAUUUCUAGGUAAGAUGGCUUCUAAGAGGAAUUUCUCCCGUGUUGUAGAGGGAACUAAUCGAGGAGACCAUUGUCAGUCAGAAGUUGAAUCUGGAUUGUUGUCUACUGCAAACAUUAACAUGUUGGAGCAAUUUCUGGUUUUUUGCAAAUCCAAGAAAAUGAAUGAGCAUAAUGUAGCUCCAAAAGGAAUCAAUGGAGGUCCCAAUGAUGGUGCUAAGGUUCAUGGAGAAUCAAAUUCAUUCAGGGACAAGCUUAACAUGUAUUUUGGCGAGUUUUUGCCUGCAAAUGUGGUUGAUGAUUUAUGCAAGCUUGUUCAUGAGAAUUCUUAUGGGAAGUGUAGUUUUUGUCUAAUGCCUACUGAGAGUCUAGUCCUAAGUGUUCUUCAAAUUUUAUUGGAUGCUGCAAAGACUGCCGAUCAGAUGAAAGAGAAGAAUGGUGCUGCUCCUGUUGUUGAGAACAAUCACGCAGUUUGUAAUGAUAAUUCUGUUCCAUCUAUUCUAAGAGAUAAUCGUCGCAGUUCAUCAGUCAAGGAGCAAUCUAACAGGCGCAUUGUUGAAGGAAAUUUUGAAGUCAGGAAACCCAUAGGAGAUCCAAAGAAUGACGGCACCACUGUUGCUCACGCUCAGAACUCUAUUGCAUCUAGAGGACCUUCACUUUUUGCAGAUGACAAUUCUCUGAGAAAUCCUUACUUGAUUUUGGACACCCCUAUAGUUUUGCAUCAUGGCAAAUUUAAAGCUGAUGAGUUUACUUCUGUUCCAGCAAAUGUUGCUACUAUGAACAAGAAAGGUAGAAUUGAAUCCCCUAAGCCAUUACCUGAUGUGGAAGUUUUGGGUGUGUCACGUUUCAAAGAUCGUUGCAUGCAAUUAGGGAAGUUAAAUGAUGAACUAUAUAACAGAAGAAAUGUGAGUAGUAUGGCAGCUUGUCCAACAAUCAAUUUAACUGGUGGUAUUCCAGAAGGAAGACGAUUUUUAAUUACUGAUGAAGAAAAGGCGUAUUAUAAAAUCAUAUGUGGUCUUGCUUACAGCCAAUGGAGUUGUUUCAAGGCAGUUGAGUUUUCCAAGACUAGUGUGACGUAUUCUUCUUUAGGUCAAUCUGUUGAGCCUAGGGGGAAAGUAGAUAAUUUUUUUGUUGCUUGUAUGUGUCGGAAAUUUUUAGAGGAUGAGCACCCAAGACAGUCGAAGAAACAUUACUUUUAUCCAAAAGUUGGUGGUUGUCUUUAUACCUACAACUGCAUUUAUGAUAUGGACACAGUCAGGAAUUGCUUUCUUGGUGCGAAUUCUGCUCAUAAGCUUCAUUUGUCAGACAAGCUAUGCUUUCCUAUCAUUAUAGAGAAGCAUUGGUUUGUCUUUAUUGUUGACUUGAAGAAUAAACUUUUUGUGUUUUUGGAUUCUUACUUUUCUGAUAAUCACAACUUCCAAGUUCGAGCAAGGACCAAGCUUAUUAAUGCAUUCAAGGAUUCUUGGCAUCAGUAUGCUGAGGGCAACGUAGAUGUUGACACAUUCUCUGUGUUCUAUCCUCCAGUUUCAAAACAAAAUAAUGUCGUUGAUUGCAGUGUUUUUGCCCUAAAAUUCAUGGAGCUAUGGGACAGGAACGUUGAUCUCAGGGAUUUGCUUGACCAUUCUGAUAUUCCCGAUAUACGUGUGAAGCUUGGAAUUGACUUAUUCUUCAGCAAAGGAAAUUGCAUCGACAAAUCUCUCGUAAUGAACUUGUAUAAGCAGGGUGUCGAUCCUCGUGUUUGCAAUUAGUUUUUUUCAUAACUAGAAUCUCAAAGUAUUGAUGUAAUUAGUAAAAUACUUUUGGAUAGAGAUUGUGGAGAUUGUUAAUACUGUCUUUUCCAGAAUAGUAAAUAUUCAUUGUUGCACACAAUAGAACGAAUUCAACUAUUACAGUUUAUUCUUAUAUUA
Molecule: messenger RNA, 2254 nt
Organism: Sorghum bicolor (sorghum)
Lineage: Eukaryota; Viridiplantae; Streptophyta; Magnoliopsida; Poales; Poaceae
Exons: 16
Coding region: 365-2095 (576 amino acids)
Biological process (GO): protein desumoylation
Cellular component (GO): nucleus
Molecular function (GO): deSUMOylase activity
Source: RefSeq, a predicted model, not a curated record